Molecule: messenger RNA, 3276 nt
Organism: Daphnia magna
Lineage: Eukaryota; Metazoa; Arthropoda; Branchiopoda; Diplostraca; Daphniidae
Product: kinesin-like protein KIF18A
Exons: 12
Coding region: 1-2781 (926 amino acids)
Biological process (GO): microtubule-based movement
Molecular function (GO): microtubule motor activity; microtubule binding; ATP binding
Source: RefSeq, a predicted model, not a curated record
AUGAAACCACCACUUCGCCAGGUGAGGAAUUCCCCCCGCACAGGACUGGUGAGACGGCAAAACAGCAAUAAUGUCAUUCUUCGAAGUACACUUGGAGAGGGAAUUAGUGGUUCUGCUGAAAUUCAAAGUUCAAAUAUUAGAGUUGCAGUUAGAGUCAGACCUUUUAAUGAACGAGAAAAAUCAACUAGUUCAAGGAAUUCUGUUAAAGUCGCAAAUGAUAAAUUAUUGGUGUUUGACCCCAAAGAAGAGGAUGAUAACUUUUUUUACCAUGGAGUUAAACAAAACAAUAGAGAUUUUACAAAAAAAGCGCAUAAAGAUGCACACUUUGCAUUUGAUGCUGUCUUUGCACCUGAAGCAACUAAUGAGGAAGUUUUUGAAGGAACUACAAAAGCAGUUGUUGAUGCUGUUCUAGAAGGGUUCAACUGUUCUGUAUUUGCUUAUGGUGCUACUGGUGCUGGAAAGACACAUACUAUGCUUGGAACACAACAAAAUCCUGGUAUAAUUUUUCUAACUGUCAUGGAUCUUUACCGCCGAAUGGAAGAGCUCCGUGGAGUUAAAAAAUUCGAGAUUUCUGUAUCUUACCUUGAGGUUUACAAUGAAAACGUGAGAGACUUAUUGGCUCAGUCAAAUUUUUUGACUAUUAGAGACAACGGUAACGAUGGUAUCACUGUGACAGGCCUGUCUUUGGUAAAACCAAAUGGCGCCGAAGAUUUGCUGUCCCUCCUAAAAUACGGCAAUAGUAACCGGACUCAGCAUCCCACAGACCACAACGCUGAGUCGUCGCGAUCCCAUGCUGUGUUCCAAGUAUGGAUCAAACAAAGUGAUCGUGCCGCUGGACUAAGUAACAAUUUCAAAGUGGCUAAAAUGUCACUCAUCGACUUAGCGGGGUCGGAAAGGGGUUGUGCUACGGGACAUACUGGCGAACGAUUUCGAGAGGGUAACAAUAUCAACCGAUCGCUCCUCGCGCUAGGGAAUUGUAUAAAUGCUUUGGCCGAGGGUCGCAGGCAUGUUCCAUAUCGUGAUUCUAAGCUGACGCGACUUUUGCAAGAUUCACUCGGCGGUAAUUGCAAAACUGUCAUGAUAGCGGCAGUAUCACCGUCAAGUGUAACUCUAGAAGACACGUACAACACUCUGAAAUACGCUGAUAGAGCUAAAAACAUCAAGUCUAAUGUGAAGAAAAACGAGAGAUCGGUUCAGCUUCAUGUGACGCAAUACGAAAAAAUGAUUUCUGAACUAAGGUCUGCCUUGGCGUCCGCAAAUGACAAAAUUCGAACAUUUGAAGAUUCCAAAGUACAGCAAGAACCCCCUGUUGUUCUCACUGCUGUCGAAAGUACUCCAUGCUCCAAGUGUUUAGAGAAAGAAAUACCAAAAGAGCCAGAUGAGGUCGUCACUCCGAUCGUUGAUCCGUUCGCGACCUUUCCUACUGUGGCAUUGCGCCAAGCGAGAGAAGCCUGGGGUGCUCUUUUUCACGACAGACGUGAAAUUCAACAUAAACUUGCAAACCUAGAUCAACUGGAGAAAGAUUUUCAGCACAAAAUCAUGUUGAAAAAUCAGAAGAAUGAUCGAGUGGAAUGUAUCGGCUUGUCUACUCUGAGACUAGAAAAGCUUCGCACUAAACUUGAACGUGAGAUAAAUUCACAAAAACCGAAACUUGAAAUCAUUAGUCAGAAGAAAAAUGAGCUCUCCAAGCGCUUGGCGUUGAGCUCCAGCAAGGAAAACGCACUGAGCAAUGAAUUCCAAAUGGUGAUGUACGAUCUUGGCAAUGACGAAUUAAAACAAAUCAUCCAUGAUGCAAUGCGUAUGAAGCAAUUGGAGGUUGCCCUCCAAGAAACCAAAGACCAGAACCAGUACUUAACGAAAACCUUGCAAGUUCAGUCUGAAGAAAACACUAAAUCCGAAACUUUACUUUUACAACUCAUGAAAACUGCGAAAUCACUUUAUCUGACACUUCGUGUGCAGGAUUCCGUUCCCACUUAUAUGGAGGCAGAUUUCAACAGCUUGGUGGCAAUGGUGGAAGGAGGGCGUGGAGUAUGCUGGGCGGACCAGAAAGAAGAAACACUGAGAGAUGAAAACAAUCCUACUUUCAACAAGGGUGUAACUUUGUCACCGCUGUCGGAAUCGAACCUUCAUUUAGAUGUCCCUCCCAGCUCUGUACUUUGCCAUGCGCAAAGCAUUCCGCCCAUUUCUGGACCAGUCGCAGUUGCAGUCCCAUCGAAUUUGGAUGAAACCGUUGUUAUUCAGUCGUGCGGUCUAGAUGUAACCUUCGACAUGAACUUACCUGCGGCUGAACCUGUGCCCUUUAACGCAAAGUCGUCAAUUUGUACAACGGACGAGCUGAGCUUGGCCAUGCCAUUGAUAGACCUACCUACCAAUGUCCCGUUUCAAUCUGCCGUGACACCGAAUGCAGCUCUUUCUAGCCCUACCAACAAAGAAAAUUUAGCCAUUCCCCAAACGGGGAUUAGCAGUAUCCCGGUCAGGACACCAUCCAAAGAUCCUAAAAAUGGAAUUUCGCUCACCCCGAACCUCCGAAGGGGUCACCUGUUCAGCAAGAGUUCGUCAGACCUCCCAAAAGCAUCGCAGAGAACCCAACUAGUUAGUAAGCCCGGCUACAUGCAACACACGACUGCUUCCAAAUUUCGAACCGGAACGGAUGCCGUCUUUGUCGAGCCUGCGCCCGUCGCGGCCGCUCCGUCUGGAUCGUCGAGUCGCUUCGUCAGCAGUAAUCCUUUCAAGAAAAUGAAAAAAUCUGUUUCGACGUUCACUCUUGCUCAUCGUCGCUGAUACUAAUAUGGUCGUAUUGUACAUAUUCGUUAAACUUCUUUGUAGAGUUUACAUUUCUUUCUCAGCAACAUUUGAUGUAGUAUACGCAUACAUGGUGAAGGGACCAGUGCAUUCAUUGAUCAGUGGGCUUCAUUGCUGCAUCGUCUCUAUCGCUUUACUUUACUAUUUUCUUAUAACAUCAUUAUUGCCGCCUUCUAAUUUUUUUUUUGUUUAGUUUUUUAUUUUUUUUUUAUUUUUUUCUCGUCAAAAACAACAACUGUAAAGCGUUGAGUGUAAAGCAGCUUUCUACGAUCUCCCAGUGUACAAAGAGCUCUUUCAAGAACAUCGAGUUUGGUUCGAAAAUUAAAUGUAUGUCCGUUGCAAUGAAAAGUACUACGCCAAUCUUGCGAACUGUCUAUUCUGGACUUUCCUAGAAAUUUUUUAAAGCGCUUCGUUCAAAAUGUCGCCGUCAUUUAUAUAUCUUCAACAUAUUAAUACACUGCUUCGAUAAUCUUU